Cylicocyclus nassatus is the source of this 279-nucleotide messenger RNA. NCBI's taxonomy places the organism in Eukaryota, Metazoa, Nematoda, Chromadorea, Rhabditida, Strongylidae. The record is from the annotation of a GenBank genome assembly.
AUGCGUCUUCGCAUCAAAUUUCCAUAUCGAAGUCUCACCUUAAGCGGCGUGGGAACUAUUCUAUUCGUUUCCUUAAUCUUAAGUUCUGCUAUACUGCAUUUGCAUCCACCUAUCCCAAAAGUUCCAGAGCGAUAUACAUUUCGUGCUGAUUUUGCUUCCCUGAUUGAAGCUAUCAAGAAUGGCUCAUACAAUACUUCUUCUUACGAUAAAGCUAAACUGCUGCCUCCAUUUCACCGUUAUGUGGAAAGAUUCGAGGAGCUACUUGUGUAUGGACUGUAG